Messenger RNA from Linepithema humile (Argentine ant), 6101 nucleotides. Lineage: Eukaryota; Metazoa; Arthropoda; Insecta; Hymenoptera; Formicidae. The record is from RefSeq and is a predicted model, not a curated record.
GAUUUCUGCUCUUUGCAUUUUCGCUUUUUUUUAUCUUGCAUUAACUGAAUCCUAAAUCACUUUAAUUAAUUAUGUUGUGUUUUUUACAGACAGCAAUUUUCUUUCCCUGCAAAGGUAUGCGGCCUGCAACCUCCUCGCAUGUUGACCGACCGGAUAGAUAUACCACAAUCGUCCGUGCGAUCGGAUCCGUUAUCCUUCCGCAGCAAUUUACGACGGUAUUUCAAGGAUACGAAGGAGGAACCCUUAUGGCGUGGAAAAGAGAUUUUUGCGUCGAUCAUGCCGCUCUCGAAAUCAAGAAAGUUCCAAGGCCCUUUUCGCGCAAAUUCGCCAUUCGGGAAAUGGGCGUGCAUAGGUGUAUAAUUAGCGAGUCACCGGAUAUCCUAUUUAUAGAGCCGGCUUCUCGCUGAGGAGGAAAGCCCGGGCCGUGAAGAAAGGUUCGCGCGCGCACGAGCGAUAUCAACAUCCACGCUUCGCUGUCUCGUGACGUCACCUUGCUCAGAUAAAACACGCUUGGCUUGACAAUGUCAUCGAAUGCAUGAAAAAGAUUCAUAUCUGUAUCACGAAGGAACGAGAUCGGAAGUGCGAACAAUGUUGUCGCAGCGGUUAAAUGUGAACAUGAAAAAAAUAUCUUUAUGAGUCACUGCAUUCCGGAAGAUGGCAGCAUAUAAUCAUUUAUCUUCCAUGUGAUAUCUCUACAUCAAGGUCAACCACUCUCAUUGUACGUGGAAUUCUUCCCAUGGAAAAUAAUAGUCUUUUUAUGCACACCAUCAAAGUUCUUCUAGGAAAUCGCGAAGAUUUUUGUCCUUUACAAGUAUACUAAUUUUAUAAGUAUACUUACUUAAAUAAAAUUUAUUGGAAUUUACUAAACUGGGAAAUUCGUAUGUAAACGAUAGAUUUCAUCCGUAAAAAGUAAUGUGCAACUGAAAAUAAAUAUCCUGGCUGCAAUACUCUAUUCCGAAUUAUCCGCUACUGCAUAUGAAUCGCAAUCAAUGAAAAUUUUGCGCCAUAAAAGCCAUUUUGCGUCGCAAAUUGUUAGCGUCAAGACACACCGAAAUCGCUCCAUGUAUUUCUCGUGAUUUCAAUCGUAAAAACUGCGACUGAAGAUGAAUGUGCCGCAAGACUAUACGCCGAAUUAUACUGUGCACAUUGUGCCGGCCGGCGUGUCUACAGGGCUCAUUGAAGGUCAAGUUGUAUAUUUGUUUCAUGUCUUUGUGUUGCAAAGUUGGAUACGUAUCGCAAUCCCGUGUACUUUUACUCGCGCCUACGGCGGCGAAUGUUGCGGACGAUGAUCGCGAUAACGUAUAUCGAAAAUUCCGAAAAUCCGAAGUGUGCGAGAGUGUCAAAAAUCGAAAGUAACGAAAAUCGGGAGUGCGGAAAAACGGGAGUGUCGAAAGUAUCAGGAGAUAGUUAUUAAUAUAUCGCGCGCAAUCGUAAUUAGUCACGUUUUCCGGUCGAUGUGUAUCGCAAGUGUCUUCAAGAUUGGAGUUGCCCUCGGCCGGAUGUCAACUUGAAUGCAAAAGCUGGCGAGGCCGGACAACGAACAUCGACUGGUAUAGCUGAUGUCGAUGCAACACUGAUUAUUCAAUUUCCACGAGCUCCGUGAAACAUCACAAAGACUUUCGCCCAAAGCCAAGCACCUUUGAGCCAUUCCGGUGCAGCAGGGGAGGCGCACAAGGGGAUGUCAAGGAUGCACCGGGCGAAGAGAAGAAGCGCGAAGAAGAAGACGAAGAAGAAGAAGAAGGAGAAGAAGAAGACGAAGACAAAGAAGAAGAGGAAGAAUAGUCGCAUUCUGGAGUGUCGCGCUCCGAUUGGUCGCCCGUGGUGGGCAGCGGAUCCUCGGAUUGGCCCUAGGCGCGUUUCCCCACCUAGGUGGAAAUUCACUUUUUACCGUCGUUAUUACAAAACUGACUGGCAUCUCCUAGACCAUGUCAUUACGGUGCAGUGCUCCAUACAGUGAGCAUCCUCUCUGUGUACCCACCACCAUCACCACCGCCACCACCGCCGCCGUCACCAUCACCCACCGUCACUUACCUUCUCCGCUACCACCACACACAGUACGUCACCGCCACCUCCACACACCGUAGUCAUCACCGUCACCGCGCGGUCACCUCCACACACCGACGCUAUCCUACGCUCCGCGUCCUUCUCCGCGAUCUUCCCACCUUCCGCGACCGUGGAAGAAGAGCGCGGCGGCCACCACCGACCGGCGCGGCGGUUAUCUCGCGGCAGGAGUGUUACGGCCGAGGAACAGUGCGCGCAGACGUUGCUCUAUUUCGGCUCUAGGCACACACACCUCUCGCAGCCGGCGUCGCCGUGAGGUUCACGCCGCGCGAAAUCACCGUUCGCUCUCUAUCCACGGUGAGAGAAGGAAAGAGAGACGGAGAGAGGAAGAGGCAGAGUCUCGGUACUUGAUGCGAGACUCGGCCGCGCGCGAUCACUACACUGUUCUUCUCCGGUCGUCCGCGUCGCCCUCGGGGAAUUGUCGUCGUCGUCUUCGUCGCGCGCGCGGCAUGUCCGAUUGACUUCCGCAGUGGAAGUGAUUACGCGCGCGUUCUACGCGCCGCAAGUGGAGGAGGACUCGAUAUCCGCGUGCAACAGGCGAGUGGUGAACGGAAACUGCGGCCGUACAUCCGUGUAUACCUUUCGCUUUCUGCGUGUGUUCUGUGACUCGUGCGAUAGAGACCUCGGGUGAGACCUCAAUAAUAACUGCUCACAUCGGACGAUCGCGAGGGGUUGACGGAGAUCGCAGGGUAGCAUGGAGAACGCAAGGAUGGACCGGAAGAUCACGCUAUAUAUCGCUAUCUGGAUGCUAACGGCGGUCACGCUGAGGUGUCAGGCGACCAAUCACGAAAAUGCGGAGGUGGACGGAGGUGGGAAUUCCGAAGAUCCUGUCACCGACGACGCACCCGAGGAAUAUUGGGCGGGUAGUGGAUCGGGACCCGAUGAGGAUGAUUCCUCUCAUAACGAAACCAAGGAAGCGUUAACUCACGAGGCCAGCGACCACGAGGCUGUCGUGUACGUCGGCGACGGCGGUUCCUACGUGCCAGUACCGUCAUUAAAGAAUCGACCCCUGAGCCCGAAUCUCCAGGCUCUUCAAACUCUUCAAAGUUUGCAAGGGCUCACCACAGGCGGAGGCACGGGUGUAGCCAGUGACGAAGAUUGGAGGAGACCGGAAGCCUGGGACCGCGAACAUCGGAGAUACAGACCUAACACAACGAGAGUGCAACAUAUCGAGGCGGAAUGCCAGGACGAUUAUAUGAAAAUCAGGAUCGGCUUCAACGGAUCUUUCGCCGGCCUCUUGUAUUCAGCAGGCUACUCGUACGAUCCCGAUUGCAUGUACGUUAACGGGACGGGCCGCGACUACUACGAGUUCUUCAUCCAGCUGAACCGAUGCGGCACCCUCGGCGAGAACACUCAUCAUCAGGACAGCAGGAAGAAUCCGACGAAAAAUCUUAUGUGGAACACGGUCACGGUGCAGUACAAUCCGUUGAUAGAGGAGGAGUUCGACGAGCACUUUAAGGUGACCUGCGAGUACGGCUACGAUUUUUGGAAGACAGUGACGUUUCCCUUUCUUGAUGUCGAGGUCGCCACGGGAAAUCCCGUAGUCUUCACCCUGCAGCCACCGGAGUGCUACAUGGAAAUCAGAUACGGUUACGGGACCACUGGAACUAGAGUGGCGGGACCAGUCCGCGUUGGCGAUCCUCUGACUCUCAUUAUCUACAUGCGCAGUAAAUACGACGGUUUCGACAUUGUCGUGAAUGACUGCUACGCGCACAACGGCGGUAACAAGAGAAUUCAACUGAUCGAUCAGUACGGAUGCCCGGUCGACGACAAAUUGAUCAGUCGGUUUCGGGGUUCGUGGUCGGAGAGUGGAUUAUUCGAGACGCAAGUCUUUGCUUACAUGAAGACCUUUAGGUUCACGGGAUCGCCGGCUCUGUAUAUCGAGUGCGAUGUUCGUAUGUGCCACGGAAGAUGUCCGAGUCAACCUUGCCAUUGGAGAAACGCGAAGAACGUGGUAAAGCGAUCGGUGCCGGAAAUGAUCGGUGGACCGUCGACGCCGGCAACCAGUUUGUCGGAGAACGUAAAUCUCUUCCAAUCUCUUCGCGUUCUUCAGGAAGGCGAGGCGGACACGGAACUGUUCCAGAAUUCCACCAGCGCCUCUCGCAGCGCACUUAGCGAUUCUACGACUGACAGAGUGUGCUUGAGAUCUACUGUGGCUAGCACAAUAGUGGGACUCGGCUGUGGAUUCUUCUGUAUCAUGGCCGGCACGAUACUAGCCAUGUGCUCGCGAAUGCGACGACAAGCGCGAGAAAAAAUUACUGUCCGAUAGCAUAAGUUACAUGACGCACAAAGGCCGAAUCAACUAGAAGCAGAGCUAUUGCGCGGAAGCCUGUUUCUCCUAUCUUCAUCUCUCGAUUGAUUCGCGAUACCCUCGCAUCUUCCGCGCGGAGCUGCCAAGAUAAUGCUCCGCUGAUACAACAAGAACGUGUACUGUGUCGUUAAGAUAGAAAACGGUCGAUAUAAAUGACUGAAGUAUUAAUAAGUUGAUAAAUUAAUUAGCGCUGAUAAAAUUAUGAUUAGGCAGUAAUAAAUUAAUUUUUUUAUGAACUGGCUAAAUGCCAAAUUUGUAAAAUUUUAAAGAAGGGCUUUAGGUAUUCGUUCUACUAACUUCUUAAGAUAAGCGUGGGAUUGACACAGUGCGAAGUGCCUUACAUACUAUGUUAGUCGUCGAUAAUUCAGGCUCCCGUGGAUAUAACAUAUCCCAUCGGCCCUACGUGUGCGAAUGCUUUUUUUUAUAUAAAUAAUAUUCGCUGCUAUAUUCUCGCUUAAUUUACUUAUCGAAAUGUUGAUCGAUACUCAUUCGUCAAGUUAUGUAUAUGUCGCGAGUGAGGUAUUUGUAACGAGUUAUCGCUCAUUGAUAAGUAGAGGUAGAAGUCGUCGAUAUUGCCACGAUCUUGGUGCCGAAUGUGCGAUCAGUAAAAUAAGAUUUCAAACGUUACCGCAUCGAUCGGUAAUUUAACACAAUGUAAUCGUAAUCGAUGUUUUUUUUUUUCUUUUCUUAUUGCUUAUUUCGAUCUCGCAAGCGGCACAUUAUGAGAUCAAAACGAACGUCAGCAACGACGUCAGUAACGACGCUUAAUUGCCGCUGACUAGUACUUAUAUGUCUAUCUGUGACAUUAUUGGCCAUAUUCAGGAACGUGGAAAUUAAUCGAUUCACUUAACAAUACGAUUGACACGUAUAAAAUAAUAGAGAAUUAAAAUAAAAAUAUAUAGUUCAUAAAAACAUUAUUUUAUCAAUAUAAAGAUGCUCAUAAAAAUUAAUACGAGUAUAAUCUGCAUAAAAAAUAUUCUGUCAUUUUCUCAUAUAUUAAAUUAACAUGUAAUCAAGAUAUGUCAUUGCUGAAAAACAAAACUGCUUUAUGAUUUUCACAAAUUAUUCACGUCAUCGUACUUAAUUGAUACACAUAUUUAAUUUCCAACCUUUGCGACGGAGAAAUACGAAAUUGAAUUAUCCGAUUAAUUAACAGUCCGUCCGAAUCUCAUCGUUCCUGAAUGUUUGUGAAUAAUGCAUCUAGCUAAAUAUCAUUAUAUAACAAACGAAAAUAUACUUAGGUUUAAACUUAUAUAUACGAUAGUAUGUUAAAAGUGCGAAUCCUAUAAUACGAAGAAAAAGAAACGAACAGAAAAAAUUACACGGAACAUCACCGGGUGUACGGCCAGCGAGGAUUAAAUAAUAUUUUAUGAGACCACCCCAUGUGUAAAUGGGGCGAGCCAAAGAAAAGUAGCUCAGUUCUCGUUUUAAUAUUUAUUCCGAAAUUCGCCGACCUCGCGCGAUCUUUCGCUACCAUGUGAAAUAUUAAUUUCCCCUCCUGGUUGUUCCCCUCUACACUAUUACACAAUUUAAUAUUACAACAUUUCCGUUUCAUUGCUCUAUAUUGAUUCCGAUCCCUUGUGCCUCUCCCCUCCGUCUUUCGAGCGUCAAGCCGAGUAUCAAGACUCAACUGCUCGAUUAAUUAUCUGUAAAUAUAGUGUUGUAAUGACUCAUGAUAUUUAUGAUUAAGUGUAUCAAGGUUUCCAAUAAAUCAUAGAAGAAGAUAGUG